Molecule: messenger RNA, 1293 nt
Organism: Hansenula ciferrii
Lineage: Eukaryota; Fungi; Ascomycota; Saccharomycetes; Phaffomycetales; Wickerhamomycetaceae
Gene: ASA1
Product: Asa1p
Exons: 1
Coding region: 1-1293 (430 amino acids)
Molecular function (GO): protein binding
Source: RefSeq, a predicted model, not a curated record
AUGUCAUUAUUAGCACAGGAUUCCAAGUUUCCAGUUCAUACUUUAAGAGGCCACACAUCUUCAAUAACAGCUUCCGAAUUUGUCAGAGUACCCAUUUCCACAAGAGCUAAAACUAUAACAUUAAAAGAACAACAUAACAAAACAACUCUCAAACCAUUUCUAUUAUCCGCUGAUGAUUCGGGGAAACUUAUAUUAUGGGAUCUUACGAUCCUAAGGCCAUUGAAAACUGUUCAAGGCCAUAACACACAGGUGUUAACAAUACGACAAUUGGGUAUAAAAGAUAAUGAAAUCGACUCACGAUAUUUUGGAUUGGUUUUAACCCAUGGAAGAGAUCAUACAAUCAAGUUCUGGAAAAUAUUUGAUGAAUCUGGUGUUAUAAGUUUUGAUUUAGUAUAUGAAUUACCUGUGAAUGCAUUGAAUUUCAGUAAUGUUGAUAUUAUAGAUGAUAUAAUUGUCACACCAAACACACAAAAUUCAAAUACUUUUGAUAUUUAUGAUAUAAGCUUCCUAUCUCAUGAAAAAGUUGAUGAUUCAAGAUUGAAAAGAUUAUUUGAAGCCGUUGAUGUUUAUAAAACAGCAGUAGAAAGGGAUUAUUCAAAAUUUGAAGAAUUUAAUAUCAAAAGAGAUGAAAUGGAUGAUGAUGUUAAUAGAACUGAUAAAUUUGGUAUAAUUAUGAAAUUAUUAUUUAUUACAAAAGAAUUGUUAUUUAUAGGAUAUGAGUCUGGUCAUGUUGCUCAAAUAAGGCUGAAUCGUGAUUCUAAAACUUUUGAAAUUAUUAACAUUGAACACCAACAUUAUCCAAACCCAGUUUUAUCAUUAACAUUUGAUAAAAUCCACAAUGUCGUAUUGAGUACUUCAAUAGGCUCUAACAUUGUUAUUCAUAGUCUUGAAAAAAAAGAUGCAGUUGAUGUUAAGCUUUCAAAAUUUGGAAAAAUUUCAGGAGUUGCAGUUGUACAUGAUAAAUAUAUAAUAUCUUCAUGGAAUGGAUAUAUUAGGUUUUAUAAAUUAGGUUCAGAUCAUACAAGUUUGGAAUAUUUGGCAAACUUUAAGAAACCAAAAGGAUUAUUAGCUGGUGAUUUGAACAUUAUUGGGAAUAUUAAUAAUGAUGCUGAAGCCAUCGGAGAGAAAAGUACCACGAUAAAACCUACCUCUCUUGAAGUUUAUCAAGAAGUUGAAGUUGUUGAUCCUUUGAUAAAAAAGGGGAUACAUAGACGUGAUUUAAAAGUUAUUGAAACUUCAUGUUUAGCAGUUGGAUAUGGAGAUGGUACAAUUACACUUUAUAAUGAUUUAUGA